AUGUCCCCCGACCCGCAAGACCAGAGCCUUUCUGGCCGCCAAGCAGAUCGGAACCGCGAUUCAAUGAGCUCAAGUAACGAUCCAUCCGGCGCAGGUGCGGAUGGCGGUCAGGACAAACCGCGUUUGACUGAGCAGGAGAAGAAAAAUAAUCAUAUCGCGUCCGAGCAGAAACGCCGUGCAGCCAUUCGCGAGGGCUUCGAUCGUCUCACCGAACUCGUGCCUGGUCUAGAAGGACAGGGCCGCAGCGAGAGCGUGGUGCUGAAGAAAACCGUCGACUUUCUGCGCCUGAAACUGCAAGAAAGACAGGAAUUGCUGGCCGAAAUAGAAAGAUUGGGUGGUCAUGUGGACGAAUCGUACCACAGGAGAUGA
This is a messenger RNA of Talaromyces proteolyticus, 369 nucleotides long. RefSeq lists its product as uncharacterized. Gene Ontology annotation, biological process: regulation of transcription by RNA polymerase II. Lineage: Eukaryota; Fungi; Ascomycota; Eurotiomycetes; Eurotiales; Trichocomaceae. The record is from RefSeq and is a predicted model, not a curated record. Gene Ontology annotation, molecular function: protein dimerization activity; RNA polymerase II cis-regulatory region sequence-specific DNA binding; DNA-binding transcription factor activity, RNA polymerase II-specific. Bases 1 to 369 code for a protein of 122 amino acids. The transcript has a single exon.